Messenger RNA from Marchantia polymorpha subsp. ruderalis, 1896 nucleotides. The record is from the annotation of a GenBank genome assembly. NCBI's taxonomy places the organism in Eukaryota, Viridiplantae, Streptophyta, Marchantiopsida, Marchantiales, Marchantiaceae.
GUUCGAAACGAGACUCGGUGCCUUGGCGGCACUGCUGGCCCGCGGCUGCUUCGUUGUAGUCCGUGUCGUGGGCCUCUCGGGGGCUCAUACAUGCACACGAUCUGCGACCUGAGCUUCGCGGAUCGAAGGAGGCGUAGAUGUCACAGCUGAGGAGGAAGGAGUGGCGACGUCGUCGAGCAGGAGCAGAAGCAGGAGAAGGUGCUCCUGUUGAUUCUGGGUCUACAGCUUGAGCAGCCGCAGCAGCUGCUUCCGGCGUUGUGUGUUGACGUCCAUGCAGUGACAUCGACCGAAUUCUGUGCUUAAAAGCUCGCCAAGUGCGCAUUAUCUUUCAAUGGUUCUUCCGUGAGAGACUUCGCCUUCUCCGAUUCUAAGAGCCCAGUGCACCGAGAUUGCAGACACGACGCGACCCGACCCUGAUCAGCCCUGCCCUCUUCCGCCUCCGCCACCUCCUCCUCGAUCUUUGGAGGAGUUGCCGUGCCAUAAGUUGGAAUUAGGCGGAAUCUUCUCUUGGGGCGGUGAAGUGUAGUGUCGGUGGGUCGUCUGCGCGUCAUUCCGGAGGCUAGUUCUAUGUAAUAAUUUACGGCUUUUGUGGAUCUCCCCGGACGCAGGACCAAGGGGCAGAUGUUGUUUGAGGUGUCCUGCAUUUCGACAUAUUAGUCGUCGUUUAGAAGAUCGGCUCCCUAGAAUUUGAAGACCCACCGGUCUGCUUCCGCUGAUUGGCUUGCCUCCCCUCGAUCGCUCCUUAUGACCGCGUGCUACAACUGCCUUCUGCUCCGGUGAUUUGUGACUUGGAUUCGCACCCCCUUUUGUUAGGUUUGAAAAGUGCAGACAAGAGCGCAAUCAUGACUGCGGGAAAUGGUGCCUUAGUACAAGAUCAGAAGAUCGUUUCGGCUUCAAAUCCUAAGGCUUCCAAUCCUAAGACCGGCGUGAGUGACGCGAAGGGUAUGGGCGUGCAACCGGUGGAAGAGUUCUAUCAGCGUUACCAAAGCUUCAAGGAGAACAAGGCACCGGCGAUCGAGAAGGAAGAGAUUAAGAAGGUGUUUGACUUCUUCGAUGAAAACAAAGAUGGACUUAUCUCCAAGGAGGAUUUACGCCUAUUCAUGAGCAAGCUGGGCUUCAAUCCAACAGACGAUGAGAUUUCGUCCAUGGUUAGCUCAGUCGACAGUAAUGGAGAUGGAUCUGUGGACUUCGAUGAAUUCUCCUCUCUUUAUCAAACCAUAACCUCCUCCGAAGACUCAUCUGAGGGAUUGCGCCACUGCGAAGAGGAAGAUUUGAAAGAAGCUUUCAAUGUGUUUGACACCGAUAAGGAUGGUUUCAUCUCUCCCACUGAAUUGCAGGCCGUUCUGGUGAAUCUGGGAAUGAAAGAAGGCACCAGCUUAUCUAACUGCGAAAUGAUGAUAAAAAACGUAGAUGCUGACGGAAAUGGGCGAGUGGAUUUUACUGAGUUUAAGAAGCUCAUGAGUUCAGACUUCAUCCGAGGCUAAAGGACAUCAUCAUACUGUUCCUCAUUACAGUCUCAACUGCAGCAAGUUCAUAUACCGGUGUCACCUUGGUGGGAUUUCUAUAUUCGCUCAGUGUUCAGAAAACCUUUUACUUCAUGGAAGAAUAUGAUAGGAAUGUUGUUCCAGUCACAAUAUCCACUGUACCAGUACCUUUAAAUCGUGCAGAAAACACGUCAGUUCACCUCGAUGAAUUUGUCGACUAGUCCCGGUUUGAGGAUUGUGAUCGUUUCUGUCACCUAUGGUAGAGAGAGCGGCCGUGUAUUCUCUCACAGUCAACGUAGAAAGAUUUGAAUCGAGAUGAUUAUCAUCGGCCGAAAGGAUUUGUAAGGUGACUCCGACUAUUUGAUUCAAUUUCAGGUUUGAAGUUCAAGGCCGAGCAGCCAAAUAUUUGUCA